UUGACACAAAAUGUCCGACGGCGCUAUUCAAAACGAAGUAUCAGAUUCGCCAUGCGCCAAAAAAAUUAAAAUAGACGGCAUAAGUGAAAAUGGUGUGCAAAAUAAAGUAGUAGAUCUGAAGGACUUUAUUCCAAAUAAAAUUUUAAAUAAUAACACGAACAGGAAGACGGUUAGUGUUCUUGGUAAUUUUAAAGACAAAAACUGUGUUGGCAUUGUGAUUUUGGAAAAAAAUGCUUUCAAAGAAGAAGAAUUAAAUAGCGACGGGUAUUUUUGUGAAGACACCAAACUUAAUACAUUCUUUCAAAACGAUAUUUACGGGAAUUUUGAGUGUUUUCCAAAGACUUCAUUAACUGGUGUGAAAACAACAGUGAUUUGUCCAGCGACAGAUAAGCAUAUUGCAAAGUAUAGUCAACAAGAAGUACAUAUUGUCCCAGAGAGUCCACAUUGCUAUGAGAAGUUGACAAUUCCGCAUCUUGAGAAAGACCAAUUUAAUUUACAGUGGGUGUACAAUAUUCUUGAAGGCAAGAGCGAGCAAGACAGAGUUGUUUACAACAAUAAGUGCGAAAAGGAAGGGUUUGUUCUGGUGCCAGAUCUAAAAUGGGACGGUCUUAACAAGGAGUCGCUGUAUCUGUUGGCUAUUGUGAGGCAGAGAAAUAUUAAGUCUUUGAGGGAUUUGGACGAGAUACAUUUGCCAUUGCUGAAGAGAGUUCGUGACGAAGGAAAGAAAGCUAUUCUUGAGAAGUACAACGUCCCAGGCAGCCAAUUGCGCAUUUAUCUCCAUUACCAACCAUCAUUCUACCACCUGCACAUACAUUUCACAUAUCUGCGCCACGAGGCACCAGGAAUUUAUGCCGAGAAAUCCCAUUUACUCGACACUGUCAUUGAUAAUAUUGAAAUUAUGAGCGACUACUACAAGAAGGCAACUAUACCUUUUACCAUCCGCGAGAUGGACUCGUUAUUUAACAUUUAUGAGACCAACGGUUAUGUAAAGAGGAUCAAGGAAAUUAAGUAA
Leptidea sinapis is the source of this 1012-nucleotide messenger RNA. It is a transcript of the gene Dcps, whose product is annotated as m7GpppX diphosphatase. NCBI's taxonomy places the organism in Eukaryota, Metazoa, Arthropoda, Insecta, Lepidoptera, Pieridae. Gene Ontology annotation, molecular function: hydrolase activity; RNA 7-methylguanosine cap binding. Gene Ontology annotation, cellular component: nucleus; P-body. Gene Ontology annotation, biological process: deadenylation-dependent decapping of nuclear-transcribed mRNA. The transcript has 4 exons. The record is from RefSeq and is a predicted model, not a curated record. The coding region runs from base 11 to 1012 and encodes 333 amino acids.